AUGGCGACUAUGACGGUGACAGAGACGCAGCAUAAGAGGAGGCUACCAAAGAAUGUCAAAUUGCCACCCGAGAAUGAACGUUACAUGCGUGCGUGCGCAGAUAUCGCCUCAGCGCUCAUUCAGGACUAUGAAUCCCAGGCCGACGGUUCAAAACCUAAAAAGGACCUGAACCUGAACUCGCUACGGGGGCAGAUCGCGAAGAAGCACUACCUUAAGAGCCAGCCUCCGCUCACGGCGAUUAUCGCGGCUGUGCCUGAGCACUACAAGAAAUAUAUCCUCCCAAAGCUCAUCGCCAAGCCGAUCCGAGGUCCAGACUCCGACUUUGAGUACUCAACACAGUCCUACACAGGUUACGAGCCAACAUCUAUGCGCGCUAUUCGAGCGCGAUAUGAUCCUUACGAGCAGGCUCGUGGACGAGUCGACCAGAUCAAGUCGCUCGGUCACAGUGUCGACAAAGUUGAGUACAUCAUUAUGGGCGGCACAUUCAUGUCACUACCAGAGUCAUACCGGGACGAGUUCAUCUCACAACUACACAACGCGCUUUCGGGAUAUCAAACCAAAGACGUUGACGAGGCUGUUGCCGCCGGUGAGAUGAGUAACAUAAAGUGCGUUGGUAUCACCAUCGAAACACGACCAGAUUACUGUUUGGAUCAACAUCUUUCCUCCAUGUUACGCUACGGAUGUACGCGUCUCGAGAUCGGUGUACAGUCCCUUUACGAAGAUGUAGCGCGCGACACGAACCGAGGCCACACUGUCGCCGCCGUAGCGAAGACCUUCUGUCUCUCCAAAGACGCUGGUUUCAAGGUUGUUUCACACAUGAUGCCAGAUCUUCCCAACGUCGGGAUGGAGCGUGAUCUCGAUCAGUUCGUAGAGUACUUCUCGAACCCAGACUUCCGCACUGAUGGACUCAAGAUCUAUCCUACACUCGUCAUUCGCGGCACAGGACUCUACGAACUCUGGCGGACAGGAAGAUACAAGAACUACACACCAAACGCUCUCAUCGAUAUCGUUGCCCGCAUCUUGGCCCUAGUACCGCCAUGGACGCGAAUCUACCGUGUGCAGCGCGAUAUUCCCAUGCCGCUUGUCACAUCCGGUGUUGAGAAUGGUAACUUGCGAGAGUUGGCGCUGGCAAGGAUGAAGGACUUCGGUACCUCGUGUCGCGAUGUACGGACGCGCGAAGUCGGCAUCAACGAAGUGAAGCACAAGAUCCGCCCCGAUCAGGUCGAAUUGGUACGUCGGGACUACACGGCUAACGGCGGUUGGGAGACAUUCCUCGCAUACGAAGACCCGAAACAGGACAUCUUGAUCGCCCUGCUUCGUCUACGACAAUGUUCGAAAGAACAUACCUUCCGGCCAGAGUUGACUGGCCAGCCCUCUUCGCUGGUACGCGAACUGCACGUCUACGGAUCUGCUGUCCCUAUACAUGCAAGAGACCCGAAGAGGUUCCAGCAUCAAGGUUAUGGUACGCUUUUGAUGGAGGAGGCAGAGCGGAUAGCCAGGGAAGAGCAUGGAAGCAGUAAGAUCAGUGUUAUCUCUGGUGUUGGUGUGCGAAGUUACUACGGCAAACUGGGUUACUGGCUUGACGGCCCGUACAUGAGCAAGACGCUCGAGCCGCUGUGGGAGAGGGACUGGUAG
This is a messenger RNA of Alternaria ethzedia, 1635 nucleotides long. RefSeq names its product Elongator subunit (gene ELP3). The record is from RefSeq and is a predicted model, not a curated record. NCBI's taxonomy places the organism in Eukaryota, Fungi, Ascomycota, Dothideomycetes, Pleosporales, Pleosporaceae. The transcript has 2 exons. Gene Ontology annotation, cellular component: nucleus; cytoplasm; elongator holoenzyme complex. Bases 1 to 1635 code for a protein of 544 amino acids. Gene Ontology annotation, molecular function: acyltransferase activity, transferring groups other than amino-acyl groups; iron-sulfur cluster binding. Gene Ontology annotation, biological process: tRNA wobble base 5-methoxycarbonylmethyl-2-thiouridinylation.